UGGGUAGUAGUUUAAUUAACUUAUAUAUAAAUCCCAUACUUAUAUGCAGAAGAUCAGCGAAGUGUUACUGAAGGGGCACCAGUACCCAGCAUGGCAACCACAGAGGAGCAAAACAUGACCGGAAAAACCACUAUCUCACACGGCGUCAUCUCCGUCAUUGGCCGCCGUCGAUCCAUGGAGGAUGCUGUUACUGUUGCCCCGUCCCUAGUCCAAAUCACCAAAAACCAUCAUCCCACUGAUCAGGAAAAGGAUCUACCUGAUGAACUGAUGAGCUAUGAUUUGUUCGCCGUGUACGACGGACACGGCAGCAAUAGGAUUGUACAGAGGUGUAAGGAGCGGCUCCACCAUGUCGUGGCGGAGCAACUCCUUGAUGCGGGGAGGGUGGAUCAAUGGGAGAGUGUGAUGACAACUAGCUUCGCUAAGAUGGAUGAUGAGAUAGCAAAGGAGGAUGGUUUAAGAAGCCAUUCACCUACUGAGGAGGCGGAGGGGACGACGGCAUUGGUGGUUUUGGUGGGCAAAGAGGAGAUUGUGGUGGCUAAUUGUGGAGAUUCUAGGGUUGUUUUGUUCAGUGACGGCGCCGCUUUACCCUUAUCACGUGAUCGUAAGCCAGAGGGGCGAGAUGAAAGGGAGAGAGCAGGAUCUUCUACAGGAGGGGACGAACAUCCUAAUCAAUACGUGAUAUCUACACCUGACGUGACAGUACACAAACGCGCUAUAUCAGAAAACUUCCUGGUAAUUGCUAGUGACGGAUUAUGGGACGUGGUAUCCAAUGAGACGGCCUGUGACUUAGUGAGGAAAUGCUGUUCAGGUGAAUUAGUAAGUAGGAUUCCAAUGGAGGGCACAAUUGGAAAGUGUGCAGCUGCUUCUGCUGCAAUGCUGGUGGAGUUGGCUCUCGCUCGUGGAAGCAAAGAUAACAUUAGUGUCAUAGUUGUUGAAUUGGAGCAGCUUCAUGCUCAUGGUGCCACCUCAUCUACUUGAACUGAUACUCUGAAAUUCACUCAUAUGCCAAUGAUUUCACCACUCCCAAACAUUUACAUUAUCCACUCUUUACACAAAAACUGAGAGCAUGAAAUGUCUACGUUGGGAGUGUCAAAAUCAUUUCCCGUCCCCAGCAUACGUGUAUCAUAGUAGAGUUUCGGUAUUUUCCUUGUUUUCUUUUGGUUCUACUACGAGGAGCUCCUACCGCUUUUAGCGAGUGGACUAAUUUCUCGUGGAAGUUUGCAUGGUACCUCGAUGGGCAGCUUCUCUCCCAGCUGAGGGUUUUUCCAUACCUAAGGUUUGAACCCGAGACCUUGGUUAAGGAGCAAGAGGCCUUUAAUUACCACUCACGCCAACCCCAGUUGGUUCAGUAUUUUCUUUGUGAUUGGGUAAUUUGUAUCUUUUGGUAGUUUUAGCAUGCACAAUAGAAAGGAUGGAUGUUUUUUCCCCAAACAGAAAUCAGACACGGGCUUCGGCUUCUCGUCUAUUUUCUGAGAGUUGUAUACUGAGAAAGCAGAUACUAUAAAGUAAUAAAACUCCUGCAUUGAGUUAUUUCUGUAUGAGCAGAAAUUGUCUGUUGAUCAAUAUAGUUUUCGGUUUGUAAGAUGUAUGAUUGAAUGACUCUGGUGCAGAAAUUUGUCAGCCAGGCUCAUUUAUCUUGUUGUAAAUUGCCACUUUAUCGAUAUAUACUUGGGUUUUUUUCUUCA
Spinacia oleracea (spinach) is the source of this 1685-nucleotide messenger RNA. Its product is annotated as probable protein phosphatase 2C 8. Gene Ontology annotation, biological process: protein dephosphorylation. Gene Ontology annotation, molecular function: protein serine/threonine phosphatase activity; cation binding. The transcript has 3 exons. NCBI's taxonomy places the organism in Eukaryota, Viridiplantae, Streptophyta, Magnoliopsida, Caryophyllales, Amaranthaceae. The record is from RefSeq and is a predicted model, not a curated record. The coding region runs from base 91 to 978 and encodes 295 amino acids.